AUGUCCCCUACCCUACAUCCUUACCUCAAGCGGGGACUAGACUUCGACGCCUCACCUAUCGACCCCAGCGACCUGGUGGAAGACCCCCCCGGCGAACAUCAUGACGCACAACACCAGUCGGCGAAACGGAGGAGAGUGGAGGCGAUAGCGUUGCAGUAUCUGCGGGGAAGGCCACCGGUCAUACUCACAGCACGCCUCAAGGGCCCCUUCACAAAGGAAUGGAAGAACCCAUGGGCGAAAGAUGUCAAGGCAACGCCAGACGGACAGAGCACGGGCGCAAACGAACAAGCAGAGGGACAGGGGGAGAGAGUGCCAAAGGCAUCGCAGAUGGCUUCUCCAGAGGCCUCUAGGGCUGUGGGCUACACUGAAGAGCAACUCUACAGCCAACCCGAACCACUGCCUGCCACGGCCCCUUUACCAGACGAGGACGACCUCUCUGGCGCCACUGACCUGCAGCUCGCGCUUCCUAAAGAACCUCUGGGCGGUCGUCCGCUGCCCAUCCCACCUGCUUCUCCUACUGGAUUCAUGUACAGAAGAGUCGGUCAGUCAAAAGGCGAGGGUAGCAGCGGACCGAAAGCAAAGCCAAGAGCCAUCAAUUUCAGCCCCUCGCCAACUCUUAAGAAGAAGGACAACGGUCCACCUGGUGUGGAUACAGAGGUACCGGCUGCUAUUGUGGAGACUGAGGUGUCUGAGCAGGUAGUACCUCAUGUUUCCGCUGAGGCAGUUGACAGAAGUGUCAUCGAAGAGAACAACGAUGGGACUGCCGAAGGACCUGAGGAAGAACAGAACAUGCACGAACAUCAAGAGUCGCACAAGUCCAGGCAAUCUCAGUACUCUACGCAGGCUGCAAUGCUGUUGGCACAGCUGGAGUUUCAGGACGACUCAUCACAGUCGUCAACCUCGUCAGUAACCCCGCGACCAUGGUCGCAGCCGGGGCAGAACACACCGCCGCCGCCUCUGCUGCAACCCAGUCCCGCAAUCACGCCUCUUUCGGUGUUCAAUCCUCGUAUGGAGGGCUCCUUCGGUUACCUGGCCGGAGACAGUGUACUUUGUGGUCCACCGGUCAGCACGCAAGACUUAUUCAACGCAGCAUCUCCCUUCGCCUUCAGUACAGUGAAGAAGAAGAGCCAACGACCACGGCGGACCAGCCUGCGGUUUGCUUUGACCUCGAAGUCCAGCGAGAGCAUGACUGCAAAGAGCCCCACACCGUCGGCAGAGCGAGUACCGCUCAAAGAGAAGAACACAUCGACGAUGUGGAGCUUCACCAACGAGAAGUCGUCGCUGUCUUCGUCAAAGCUCGCGUCACAGUCACCCAAGCGCACCACAAAUGACGUUGAGUUACCCCAGCUUGACCUCCACACGUCACUCGAUUUCGGCCCGAACGCUGACUUUACUGAUUGCUUUCUGAGAGGCCUGAACAAUGAACCAUGA
Messenger RNA from Macroventuria anomochaeta, 1431 nucleotides. RefSeq lists its product as uncharacterized. The record is from RefSeq and is a predicted model, not a curated record. The transcript has 3 exons. Bases 1 to 1431 code for a protein of 476 amino acids. NCBI's taxonomy places the organism in Eukaryota, Fungi, Ascomycota, Dothideomycetes, Pleosporales, Didymellaceae.